AUAUUUUGUGGGAGAUGCCCUCAUGUGUCGCACAUCUAUGACGUCAUUUUGUUCGUCACGCGGUUCAUUCAGACGGUCUUCGCUCUGAAAAUUGUUCUCCAUUUCUUCAUCGACGAAGAACAAGACGCAUGAACUCAUGAACUUAUACAAUGUUCUUCAGUCUGCUGCUUCUGUUUGGUCUCAUCUAUCACAGUCACAGCGGAAACAAAAAUCUACCAGUGACAGGAAAAAGAGACGGCAAUCUCACUCUACUGUGUGAAAUUGAGGACAAACAGAUUUUACAUGUUGAGUUAUUUAGUGAGUCAGGAACCAUCGAUGUCUGUCAGACUGAAGGAUGUAGUGAACGAGUAUCUAAAACAGCAGCAUGUGACGUCCUCAUCAAGAAUCUGAGCUUCAGUGACGCUGGGAAACACACUUUAAGAGUCUAUUACAGUAAUAAUCAGACAAGCGUGGCACAGAAUAAGGAGAGGAUAUACCAAAUCCAUAUUUAUGAUGAGAUUACUGUGAAAACAGGCAAACCAAUAAAACUGCAUGUUCUGAUGUCCAACGCUCAUAAAGUGGAGAAGAACUCCAGUGAAGGCUGGAAGAAGGUCUGGGAGAGAGGUCACGGGCUCUGGAGCGAUAGAAUGAACGUCAGCGAUGGAGACCUGAUCAUUAAAGCAUUUACAGAUAAUGAUGCUGGAACAUACAGAGUUCUGGACGCUGAAGAUGAAACCUUGAUCACAGUGAACAUCACAGAAUCAGAUACAAAAUUAAAAGAGAAACUGGACAAAGAUGAAGACAAAACUAAUCACACUGAAGAACAUGGGAUAUGGAUAUGGCCAGUAGUAGUGUGUUCUUUGAUUCUGGUUCUGAUUGGGAUUGGUUUCUUCAUAUCGCGAUGGCACAGAAAUAGAAAUGUCUCGCAGGAUUCAGUACAGGAGCGCUCAGUGGUACUGGAGAAACUCAAUCCUAAUCCUAAAUGUGAUUAAACUCAGGACUCUACAUUAAACCUUGAGCCUUAAACUACUCAGGAGCCUACAAACACCUGCUGACACCACUGUUACUGAAACUUACCACUUCAACACCAACAAGAUUCUGUCAUCAUAACGGCAGCUUGAGGUGUGCCAGAAUAUGACUCUAAUAUAAUAUAGUGACUGUUGCUCAAGCGAUGAGCGAACUGACCACCAUUUUUAUACCUUUUUUUUUAAUGAAUUGACAUUUGGUUUAUACUUUUUUAAAACUUUCAUCAGCAAAGACAUACAGAAAUUCUAACGAUCAUAUUGAGAACAUACUGAAAUGUUACAGAAUCCAUAAUGGACAACUCUUAUUUGCACUGUAACAAAUUGACGUUAAAAAAACGGCCAUAUUUCACAGUAUGAUCAAGGGUUUUUUUUUUAUUACAACUUUAAAAUACUUGUAAUAUUUGUUGUUUUCGAGAAGGUUCUGUAGUUCUGUGAAUUAAUGUUAUUCAGAGUCAACACUCAGAGACUUUGUUUCAAAUCACACUCUACACCCUCUUUCACUAUUUCCUACAUGAGUUUAAUAAUAUAGUCUACCUGACAGUAUAAACACUAAUAAGUGAAUUCAGACAAUGAUGAAAUUAUUCCCUGUGAGGAAAAAAAAUUGAGAAACUCAAAAUGGAAUAAACAAACCCUGGGAUCUGGAAGAUAGAGGAUUUGCUCAUCUGACCCUUCACACAUCCUAUGAUAUAAGUUCAUAAUCAUAACUUCAUAUCUGUUAUUAUUUUGAGCCCAUGGUGUGUUCACACACUUCCCACCAAAUAUCUUUCUAAAAAAUAUGCACUCUUUUACUCUAAAUUUAUCUUUGAGAAUUUGAUGUAUUGAUAUGAAUUCAUGUCUGAAUUGGCUUGUUAUUGUUUGUGCAUCUGGCAUGAUAUCAUUUUACCUCUAAUAAUAAAUUGUUACAUUUUACUUA
Puntigrus tetrazona (Sumatra barb) is the source of this 1917-nucleotide messenger RNA. RefSeq lists its product as uncharacterized. Bases 150 to 971 code for a protein of 273 amino acids. The transcript has 6 exons. The record is from RefSeq and is a predicted model, not a curated record. Lineage: Eukaryota; Metazoa; Chordata; Actinopteri; Cypriniformes; Cyprinidae.